AUGUCCGCCAAGAAGGCCACGCCGCAGAAGCCGGCUGCGCCAAUCACAUCCUUCUUCGCCAAAGCGCCGUCCCCUUCGCAGCACGCUGCGGUUGGCAUGAAGGGCGCGGCGAUGGCGGAGGGCGAUAAGGCGACCGUCGGGGUGAAGCUCAACUUCGAGCGGCCGCCAUCGAACGAGCCGUCGAACAAGGAUUCGCGAUCGCCCCUCCGGACCCUCGAUAACGCCGCCCCCGCCACCGAGCCCAAGAGCGCGAGCGGCGCCAACAGAAGGGUGUCCGAUGGCCCGUCCGAGGGUGUCGCCGCGAGCACGCGAGAUCCGGCCGCGGCGCCCACCGCCGAGGGGAGCCCGGUGAGCGCGAGCGUGGGAGACGCACAUUUCAUGACCCCGGCGCACGCCCUCAGGGCGAGGGACGAAGACGCGACCCCGGAGGACACGCCCGCGACGGUGCGUCGCCUCGCCCGUUCAUCCGAUGCACCCGGUGCCACGAUUUUCAAAAAUCUCAACCCAAACCCCCCGCGGGGCGCCCCUUCGAGCUUCCCGCGGGGGGAUCGACACCGACCCCGCGACCCGAACGCGACACUAACCCCGCGUUCCCCCGUCCCGCAGGCGCUCGACCCCCGCGCCGCCCCCGCGCCCCGGCCCGGCGCCGAUUUCGCCGAGGAUCGCGAGGAGCAGGACCGGGUCACGUCCUCCGCCGCGAAGGCUUCGUCGGCUAACCUUAAGACCCCUGGUUUCGGCCAGUCCGCGGUCAAGUCAAGCCAAGGGGGCAAACACGGCCAAACCCCGAGCGAGAUGGCGAAGAUGGCUGACGCCCUCGAGAAGGAGGCGGCGGCGGAGAUGGAACGCCUCGCGGAUGACGCCAAGCGUGCAGCGGCUACCGCGGACGCCGACAAGGACAAGCCGACGACGGAGCCCGGCCGUCUGCUGAAGAGGGCGCGAAGGGCGAGGGCGCGUGCGGAGAAGGCGGCGGCCGACGAGGAGCUCCGCGCGAAGGCCGCGGCGGAGAAGGAGGCGGCGCGGGCGGCCAAGGAACAGGAGAAGGCUGAGCGCGAAAAGGAAAAGGAAGUCGCCAGGGAGCGAGCCGCCAAGGAAAAGGCGGAGAAGGCGGCCAGGAUCGAGGCGGAGAAGGCGGCCAAGGCUGAGAAGCUCGCGCGGAAGAAGGCCGAGAAGGAGGCCAAGCUGGCGGCGGAGAAGGCCGAGAAGGAAGCCAAGCUGGCGGCGGAGAAGGCCGAGAAGGAAGCCAAGCUGGCGGCGGAGAAGGAAGCCAGGGCCAAGGCUCUCGAGGAGGCCAAGGCGGCCAAGGCUGAGAGGGACGCUAAGCUCGCCGCCGAGAAGGCGCAGCGCGAAAAGGAGCGCGAGGACGCCAAGCUCGCGAAAGAGGCCGAACGCGCCAAAGCCGAGGCGGACAAGAGAGCCGCCACGGAGGCUGCGAUGGCCAAGAAGAACAAGCAGAAGAACCAAUUCGCGUCUUUUUUCGCCAAGGCUGCGAAGAAGACGCCGGAGCCCGAAGCGGCGGUCGUGGCGCCCCCGGUGCCCGCCGCCGCGCUCGACGAGAAGAGGGGCGACGAGCUCGUGGACGCGGUGUUGACGGGCGGUAACACUCUGGGCGGCAAUAACGACGCGUCGUCAAUCACCGCGUUCCUCGACGAUGCGCGUGCCAGGUGGCGACGCGGACGAGCGACGAGGACGAGUGGCGACCGGUGGGGCGCCAGGCGGGUGCCCAAGCGACGCCGCGACGAGGGCCUCCUCGGAUCCGACCGCGCCCUCCAAGACGCCGUCGAUGCGAGCGUCAUUCACUCCGUCGGCACCCACGCCCAACCCAAGCGUCGCAAGCUCAUCAGCGUGCAGUGCUCCUCGCACGUCGUCGUCGACGGCGCGUGCGUCCAGGAGGGGUCCUACAGGCACGCCUUUCAGCUCGGACCCGACGCGCUCAGCCCGGGUGGCACGGAUGGAACCCCGCGAGAAUCGUUCGCGAAGACGUUCCCGGUGGACGGGGGCAGGCCGCCGUUCUGGGGGUCGGGGACGUUCCCCGAGAGGCCCGGGUCGGUAUCGACCGCUGUGACGGGGCGGCGACCCUUCGCCCGGGACCCCAACGUCGAGUACGUCACAACGGAUGGCGAACACUUCGACUCGGGGGACGAAUGGGAGGAGGUGGAGGAGGGCGAAUCCCUCUCCGACGAGGACGUCGACGAGGACGAGGGCGAGGUGGUGUCUGACGAGGACGAGGACGGGUUCGUGGUGAAGGACGGGGAGCUGUCCGAGGGCGAGGGCGUCAAGGAUGUCGAAUGGGGCGACGAUCCGAUGGACCUCGCCGACGCCGACUUUUCCGACGAGGACGAACCGACUGAAGCGGAUCCCGCUGCUCCGGGCGCACCGGAUUCGAGCGGGUUCAGGGACAGAACCCUCGCGCGGCUCGUGCAGUGGACCAAGCAGGCGCGACGACGACACCAGCCGCUGGUCAUCGCGGGCUUCGUGGACCAAGCGGGCGUCGACGAGCCCGCCGGUGCGCCCGAGGUUGAUCCCCAAGCGGCGGACGAUUCCGGGUCGCGCCGAGACGUGCUCCGAGCGCUCGCGCCGGUUCGGUUCCGUCCCGGGAGCAGGGCCGUCAUCCGCGUGUACGACCCGACGGUCGCCGUCAACGACGACGCGGGCGCUGACGCGCCUUUCAGCGCCGGGAAGAAGCGACCAAACGCCGAGGACGGCGGCGACGGCGGCGAACGCGUUCGCAAGGAGCGAAGCGAGUUCCCCGACGAUCUCGUCAAACCCCUGGUGGAGUUUUUGCUCGCCAACCCCAAGCUUCAGAGCAAGGGCGCGAGGGAGGGUUUCCUGGAGACGUCCACGGCGAACGGUUCGCGUCCGGACCUGACCAAGGCUGCGGUGCAGCGGAAGAUCGCCGACGUCGCCGAGUACCGGCUGAAGGCGCCGCAGCGGUGGGAGGUCAAAGUCGAGGUGCUCGCCUCGGUGGGCAUAACCGCCGAGGAGGCCGACGCGAUCAGGCCCAAGGACGAGAGCGAGUUCCCCGACGAUCUCGUCAAACCCCUGGUGGAGUUUUUGCUCCUCAACCCAAAGCUUCAGAGCAAGGGCGCGAGGGAGGGUUUCCUGGAGACGUCCACGGCGAACGGUUCGCGUCCGGACUUGACCAAGGCUGCGGUGCAGCGGAAGAUCGCCGACGUCGCCGAAUACAAGGGCAGGCGGUGGGAGAUCAAGUCGGACGCGUUGGCGACCGUCGGGAUCGCCCCCGAAGCUGCGGAGGCUAUGCGCCCUCCGCUGACUCCGACAAAGGCUGAGAAGGCGGCGGCUGAGAGAGCUGCGAAGGAGGCUGCCAGGGACGCGAUCAAGGCUGAGAACAUGGCCAAGGCGUUCGCGGCGAACGGCGGGGCGUUCUUCGCGAGGGUCACCUCGCCGAAGCAGGCCGCCCCGGAGCGCCCCGCGCCCCCCGCGGGCCCGGUCGGUGAUCCCCAGUCGGGAAGCGGCGGCGCCGGCGGAGUUUAAAACCAUCGUCGAGUGAAGCGAUUGACGACGCGGACCUCGCGGCGAGUGUCUGCGACGCGCCCGGGGCGCGAACGCGUCGAUGGACGUUCCACGUGGCGAAGCGACGGUUAGCGCUCACGGCGACGACGAUUUUGACGUGUUGAGAACGGGGGAGGGAUCUCCGGUUGCACCCGCCCCCGAGUUGACAUUUGAAUACUACGCGACGAGAUGCUCGUU
Messenger RNA from Micromonas commoda, 3708 nucleotides. Its product is annotated as Nucleosome/chromatin assembly complex protein. The coding region runs from base 1 to 3492 and encodes 1163 amino acids. The record is from RefSeq and is a predicted model, not a curated record. NCBI's taxonomy places the organism in Eukaryota, Viridiplantae, Chlorophyta, Mamiellophyceae, Mamiellales, Mamiellaceae. The transcript has a single exon. Gene Ontology annotation, cellular component: nucleus; CAF-1 complex. Gene Ontology annotation, biological process: nucleosome assembly.